AAUGAUGUCAAUAAUUUGCUUUAGGCUAUGCAGGAAUUUGGAACCAUGUGUACAGAGAGAGAAACAGAAAUUGUAAAAGGAGUUCUUCCCUAUUGGCCAAGAAUUUUCUGUAAAAUUUCACUGGACCAUGAUCGACGAGUUCGAGAAGCCACACAGCAAGCUUUUGAAAAACUUAUCCUUAAAGUAAAGAAACAAUUGGCUCCAUAUCUAAAAAGCUUAAUGGGCUAUUGGCUGAUGGCUCAAUGUGAUACUUACACACCAGCUGCAUGUGCAGCAAAAGAUGCCUUUGAAGCAGCUUUCCCUCCCAGCAAGCAACCUGAGGCCAUUGCGUUUUGUAAAGAUGAAAUUGCCAGUGUACUACAUGAUCAUCUUAUAAAAGAAACACCUGAUACACUCAGUGACCCACAAACUGUUCCAGAGGAAGAGAGAGAAGCUAAAUUUUAUCGAGUUGUAACUUGUUCCUUAUUGGCAUUAAAGAAAUUGCUUUGCCUCUUACCUGAUAAUGAGCUUGAAUCUCUGGAGGAGAAAUUUAAGUCUCUUUUAUCACAGAAUAAGUUUUGGAAGUAUGGAAAACACAGUGUACCUCAGAUUCGCUCAGCUUACUUUGAGUUAGUUUCUGCUUUGUGCCAGCGUAUUCCACAGUUGAUGAAAAAUGAAGCAUCCAAAGUCAGCCCAUCUGUUCUUCUUAGCAUUGAUGACAGUGACCCCAUUGUAUGUCCAGCUCUCUGGGAAGCUGUACUUUAUAUACUUACAACUAUUGAGGACUGUUGGCUUCAUGUAAAUGCAAAAAAAAGUGUGUUUCCCAAGCUGACAGCUGUGGUUUGUGAAGGUGGUCGGGGGCUGGCUACAGUCAUCUAUCCUUACCUUCUGCCAUUUAUCAGCAAGCUCCCUCAGACCAUUACAGACCCAAAGUUAGAUUUCUUCAAAAAUUUCCUCACCUCCCUAAUUACUGGGCUCUCAACAGAAAGAAUCAAAACCAGCGUUUCAGAGUGCUCGGCUGUAAUCUCUGCUUUUUUUGAAUGCUUACGAUUUAUAAUGCAGCAAAACUUAGGUGAGGAAGAUAUUGAAGAGAUGCUCGUCAAUGACCAGUUGAUUCCUUUUAUUGACUCAGUUCUCGAAGACCCAAGGUUGCAAGAUGGGGAACUCUUUAAUCAUUUAGCAGAAACUUUAAAUUCCUGGGAAGCCAAAGCAGAUACGGAAAAUGGUGACAAAACGGCUCACAACUUGGAGAAAGUACUACUGAAAUUCUGGGAAAGACUGUCAGCGAUGUGUGUUGAAAAAAUUGAUGAGCCUGAAGCCGACGCUAAGUCUGUUGAGGGUGUAUCUAGCCUGUUACGGGUCCUUCAGAAACCAAAGAGCGCCCUGAAGUCCAAUAAAAAAAAAGUCUGUAGGGUCAGAUUUGCCGAUGAGUUGCCUGAAAAUAAUAAAGAGAAUGAAAAAUGUGUGUCCUCAGAGGGAGAGAACGGUGAAGGCUCUGAGUUAGUGGCUGAAUAUUCUCUGACUCAUAACUAUACAGACCUUUUAUCUCCACUAAGGAAGAAACCUUUGGAAGACUUAGUCUGUAAACUAGCGGAGAUGAGUAUUCAUUACAUCAAUGAGCAGAAGUCAGAGCAACAUCUAAAGUUUCUUUCCACUCUGCUCAACUCCUUCUCUUCAACCCAAGUGUUUAAAAUGCUGGUAGGUGAUACAAAACAGAGUAUUUCCAAAACCAAACCUCUUGAAAUAGUGAAGCUUGCCCAGAAGAACCCUGCAGUACAGUUUUUAUACCACAAACUGAUAAGCUGGCUAAGUGAAGACCAGAGGAAGGAUGCUGAUUUCCUGGUGGACAUUUUGUAUAGUGCCCUCCGUUGCUGUGACAGUAACAUGGAAAGGAAAGAUGUCUUGGAUGAUCUAACUGAGAUGGAGCUGAAAUGGAAUUCUCUUCUUCAGGUUAUUAAAAAGGCGUGUUCUAGUUCAGAUAAGCAUGCUUUAGUAACUGAUUGGCUGAAAGGCGAGGUCCUUGGAGAGAAAUUGGCAGCUUUGGCAGACCAUCUUUGUAAUAAAGACUGGGAAUCCACAGUGUCUUCAGAAUCUUUCUUCUCUGAAAGAUGGAAUCUUCUAAGCUUGGUAUUAUCCCAACAUGUUAAAGAUGAUUACUUGAUUGGAGAAGUAUAUGUUGAAAGAAUUAUUGUUAAACUUCAUGAAACUUUAUCCAAAGCAAAGAAAUUGUCAGAAGUGGAAAAUAAGGACUCAUCAAUGUCUUUCAUCUGUGAUGUGGUCUACAACUACUUCAGCUCAGCUAAAGGAUGCUUGUUAAUGCCAUCAUCUGAAGAUUUAUUAUUAACUCUCUUUCAGUUAUGUGCUGAGAGCAAAGAGAAAACACAUUUGCCAGACUUCCUUGUCUGUAAACUGAAAAAUACUUGGCUCUCUGGUGUGAACUUAUUGGUCCAUCAAACUGGCAAUAUAUUUGAACAAAGUACCUUCUUACGUUUGUCUGCUUUGUGGCUGAAGAACCAAGUUCAGUGUUCAUCUUUGGAUAUCAAAAGUCUUCACCUUUUGUUAUGUACUGUUGAGGAUUUGCUAAGUACAUUUCUAGAGAGUGAAGAUCCUUCUCUUCUGGGAGUUUAUAUUGAGAGUGUGAUGCCAUGCAACAGUGAAUGGGAAAAGAUGAGACAGUCUCUUCCUAUGCAGUGGUUACAUAGACCUCUUUUAGAAGGAAGGUUGAGUUUGAAUUAUGAGUGUUUCAAAUCAGAUGCUAAAGAACCAGAUACAAAGAAGCUUCCAAGUCAUUUGUGUACUUCAGCAUUAUUGAGCAAAAUGAUAUUAGUUGCACUGAAAAAGGAAAUAGUCCUAGAAAACAAUGAGCUGGAGAAAAUAACUGCAGAACUGCUCUAUUCCCUGCAGUGGUAUGAAGAGUUAGACAAUCCACCUGUUUUUCUAACUGGAUUUUGUGAAAUGCUUCAAGAAAUGAAUAUUACAUAUGAUAGUUUAUGUGGACUUGGCAAUACUUCUGGUCUCUUACAAUUGCUAUUUAACAGAUCCAUGGAGAAUGGCACCCUUUGGUCUCUUAUUAUUGCUAAGUUGAUCCUUUCCCAAAGUGUUUCAUCGGAAGAAGUAAAAUGGCAUUAUAGGAGAAAAGAAAGUUUUUUCCCACUAACUGAAGGUAAGAUGCACACCAUUCAGAGUCUAUGUCCAUUUUUGUCAAAAGAAGAUAAGAAAGAAUUCAUUGCGCAAUGUAUACCUACCCUUUUGGCAUGGACUAAAGAAGACCUGUGCAGUACUCAUGGAAGCUUUGGACAUCUUGCCAUUUUUAAUUCUUGUCUGCAAACCAGAAGCAUAGAUGAUGGAGAGCUGUUACAUGGUAUAUUAAAAAUUCUAAUAUCCUGGAAGAAAGAUCAUGAAGAUAUUUUUCUUUUCAGUUGUAAUCUGUCAGAAGUGAGCCCAGAGAUCCUGGGUGUAAAUAUAGAAAUAAUGCGGUUUCUGUCCCUAUUUCUAAAAUACUGCUCAUCUCCGUUGGCCGAGAGUGAAUGGGACUUCAUCAUGUGCUCCAUGUUGGCUUGGCUGGAGACGACAAAUGAGAACCAAGCAUUAUAUUCUGUUCCACUCGUACAACUCUUUGCCUGUGUCAGCUUUGAUUUGGCCUGUGAGCUUAGUGCUUUUUUUGAUUCUGCCACUCCGGAUACCAUUCGCAAUCUUCCUGAAAAUCUAAUCAGUGAAUGGAAAGAAUUUUUUUCCCAAGGCAUCCACAGCUUGCUUUUACCUCUUUUGGUGACUGUUACAGGAGAAAGCAAAGAUACGUCUGAAACAUCCUUUCAGAAUGCAAUGCUGAAGCCCCUGUGCGAAACGUUAACCUAUAUCCCAAAGGACCAGCUGCUUAAUCACAAACUCCCUGCAAGGUUGACUACUGGCCAGAAAACAAACUUACCAGAGUCUCUCCAGACUUUGUUAAAUACAUUGACCCCGCUUCUCCUCUUCAGAGCUCGCCCUGUGCAAAUUGCUGUUUAUCAGAUGCUGUACAAGCUAAUGCCUGAAUUACCACAGUAUGAUCAGGAUAAUCUCAAGUCAUACGGAGAUGAAGAGGAAGAACCAGCCCUUUCUCCACCGGCAGUGCUGAUGUCUCUCCUGAGCAAUCAAGAAGACUUACUAGAAAAUGUUUUAGGGUGUAUACCUGUUGGACAGAUAGUUACUAUUAAGCCCCUCAGCGAAGACUUCUGUUAUGUCCUGGGAUACCUCCUCACUUGGAAGUUAAUACUUACUUUCUUCAAAGCUGCUUCAUCGCAGCUUCGGGCUCUUUAUUCAAUGCACCUUCGGAAAACAAAGAGCUUGAAUAAAUUGCUCUAUCACCUGUUCAGGCUUAUGCCCGAAAACCCAACCUAUUCAGAGACAGCUGUUGAGCUCUCAAAUAAGGACCCAAAAACGUUCUUCACAGAAGAACUCCAGUUGAGUAUUAGAGAAACAGCAACUCUUCCAUACCAUAUUCCACACCUGGCUUGUUCUGUCUAUCAUAUGACACUGAAAGACUUGCCUGCCAUGGUCAGGCUGUGGUGGAAUAGUAGUGAGAAGCGCGUUUUCAAUAUUGUAGAUAGGUUUACAAGCAAGUACGUCAGCAGUGUUCUUUCUUUUCAAGAAAUAUCAUCUGUGCAAACAAGUACACAACUAUUUAAUGGCAUGACGGUGAAAGCUCGAGCUACUACUCGAGAAGUAAUGGCUACUUACACCAUUGAGGAUAUAGUUAUCGAACUGAUCAUACAGCUGCCUUCAAAUUACCCACUGGGCUCCAUAACAGUGGAAAGUGGGAAGCGGGUCGGAGUGGCUGUGCAGCAGUGGCGGAACUGGAUGCUGCAGUUAAGCACUUACCUCACCCAUCAAAAUGGAAGUAUUAUGGAAGGCUUAGCAUUAUGGAAAAACAAUGUAGACAAACGUUUUGAGGGUGUUGAAGAUUGCAUGAUCUGUUUCUCAGUCAUUCAUGGUUUCAACUAUUCUCUUCCCAAAAAAGCCUGUAGAACAUGCAAGAAAAAAUUCCAUUCUGCCUGUUUGUACAAAUGGUUUACAUCUAGCAACAAAUCCACUUGUCCACUCUGUCGUGAGACUUUUUUCUGAGAAUUUUUGUUUUUUCCAUUGGAAGUAAUUCCUGAACUAAGUCAAGCAAAAGGUGUGGAUUGGACCCAUCUUAAAGUAUUGGUGUGAGGAGGCCAGUGAGCAUUACAUUUAAAUAGGACCUUCUCUGGAAAAUUAUUUUGGUUAAUGCAACGACUCUAAAAUCAGGUUUACUUAUCUUUAAAUUGCUUUGUAAAUGUUUGGGAACCUUUUCUUUUACAUAAGAAUAUUACAUAUUUGAAAGAAAAAUAUUUAUAUUAAUAAUCUCUUUGGAUAUUUAAAAAUAAAGAUGGAAAAGUCCUAAAUUACAGAAUUGGAAUUUGUGACAGCAUUGUACAACUGUAUUAUACUGAGAAACCCAUUGAGUUUGUUGAUCUGUGCUUUUUAAUGCCAUAGUGAGGCAGAUGAAUUUGAGAGGGUGAUGUACAUCUACAGAUAUUUUAAGAUUUAUUUAUUAGUCAUGACAACAAAAUUAAUUAGUAUUCUGAUGUUUAUAGAUUAUUUUAAUGAUAAAGGGGACACUAAGCUACUACUGUAGCUUAAACUACUUGAAGCAUGCUGUGAAAUCCUGUAUAAAACUGAAACUGAACUUUAAGGUGCCUCUACUUAUCAAGGGUUAUAAAAUUCAGAAAAUUAAAUUUACAACACUGACCUCUUUUGUGUGUGUAUUAGUGAAAUUUAAAUUGCAAACUUGGCCAUGAAUUUAUUAUUCAAUUUGAGUGAGUUUCCAGAGGAUAAGAAUUUGAGAUAAAUAGGAUUUGGAUUAUUUCACUCGUGAAGCAGAGUGGUGAUCAUACCUCUAUUGAGAGGGAAGAAAUUAGUAUCUGUAAAAUUUAGGGUUGGUGGGAAAAAAAUAAACAUUUAAAAAUGUUGCAGGCAGCUGUCAAUUUUGUAAGAAAUUUUCCUAAUUUUAACUAAACUUAGAUUUUGGGGAAGCUGGCUUUUCACCCAAAUUCCAGGAAUGUAAAACUUAGUAUAACAGGCAAAAGUUGAAAUAGGUGAGAACCUGCCUCUUGCCACCCUUACCCUUAAAAACUGUGCUCCAAAUAAAAAAGUAUAGAAGUUUGGAAGUUGGAAUAAUUUUGUUGCAGUCUUUCAUUGGGGAAAUACUAGCAUAUUUUAUAGUAACUAGCAUUACUUGAGGAAUUGGCUAAUCUCUGUCGCAAAUGUUUAACAAUUGGUAAAAAGCAACUCAUGUUAAAUAAAAUUACUGCUUACCAUCAA
This is a messenger RNA of Condylura cristata (star-nosed mole), 6300 nucleotides long. It is a transcript of the gene LTN1, whose product is annotated as listerin E3 ubiquitin protein ligase 1. The record is from RefSeq and is a predicted model, not a curated record. Gene Ontology annotation, biological process: ribosome-associated ubiquitin-dependent protein catabolic process; rescue of stalled cytosolic ribosome. Lineage: Eukaryota; Metazoa; Chordata; Mammalia; Eulipotyphla; Talpidae. Gene Ontology annotation, molecular function: ribosomal large subunit binding; zinc ion binding; ubiquitin protein ligase activity. The transcript is spliced from 28 exons. The coding region runs from base 28 to 5079 and encodes 1683 amino acids. Gene Ontology annotation, cellular component: cytosol; RQC complex.